GUUACAUUUCCGGUUAUCUUUAGCCUACUGCAAAAAGACCAUGCCAAGACCCCGGAAGAGACUGACUGCCCCUGCUGGCCCAGACAAGAAGGAGCUAUCAGAAAAACGUGCUAAAACUGAAAACUCAGAAGCUACAUCAGUUAAGCUAGAGAGUACCAGCCCUCAGAAGACUUCAGCCUCUAACAACUGUGGCAAGAAUGUAAGCAACUACUGGCUGAUGAAGUCAGAGCCAGAAAGCCGCCUGGAGAAAGGUGUAGACGUGAAGUUCAGCAUCGAGGAUCUCAAAGCACAGCCCAAGCAGACAGCAUGCUGGGAUGGUGUUCGCAACUAUCAGGCUCGGAACUUCCUCAGGGCCAUGAAGUUGGAGGAAAAAGCCUUCUUCUACCACAGCAACUGCAAACAGCCAGGCAUCGCGGGACUUAUGAAGAUUGUAAAGGAGGCGUACCCAGACCACACACAGUUUGAGAAAAACAAUCCCCAUUAUGACCCAUCCAGCAAAGAGGACAAUCCUAAAUGGUCAAUGGUGGAUGUACAGUUUGUUCGAAUGAUGAAGCGUUUCAUCUCCCUGGAUGAACUGAAAGCCCAUCACCAGGCCCACAAGGCUACUGGUGGCCCCUUAAAAACCAUGACUCUCUUCACUCGCCAGAGACUUUCAGUUCAGCCUCUGACUCAAGAAGAGUUUGAUUUUAUUUUGAGCCUGGAGGAAACAGAACCAAGUUAAUGAAGGCUGUAUUGAUGGAGUGAACAAACCAUUGAUCCACAAAGUCAAGAUUUUGUAAGACAGAAGGAGAAAGCAUGGUAUUGCUAUCUGGGAUCAUGUGCGUGGGGAGUUUGUUAAUUUUCCUAAUAAAAGAUUUAAUGACAAUGUUGAAAGCACUUUCUUCUAAUCCUGUGUUGGGUAUGGUAGAACCCUCC
Molecule: messenger RNA, 915 nt
Organism: Acomys russatus (golden spiny mouse)
Lineage: Eukaryota; Metazoa; Chordata; Mammalia; Rodentia; Muridae
Gene: Thyn1
Product: thymocyte nuclear protein 1
Exons: 7
Coding region: 41-721 (226 amino acids)
Cellular component (GO): nucleus
Source: RefSeq, a predicted model, not a curated record